AUGCCUAGUUGUGUCAAAUUUAUGAAGGAGAUCUUAUCUAAUAAAAGGAAGAUGGGAGACUAUGAAACUGUACCAUUGACAGAAGAGUGCAAUGCCAUUUUGCAAAGGAAGCUUCCACAAAAGUUGAGAGAUUCGGGGAGCUUUACCAUACCUUGCACCAUUGGGGACUUUGAAUGCAAGCAUGCUUUGUGUGAUCUGGGUGCAACAAUGCCCACAACCGUGACAUUACAGUUGGCAGAUCGUUCAGUUAAGCAUCCCAGGGGGAUUAUUGAAGAUGUGUUAGUAAAGGUGGACAAGUUCAUCUUCCCAGUAGAUUUCAUUGUACUAGACAUGGAAGAAGAUGCCAACGUCCAUAUCAUUCUUGGCCACGGGGCAGGCAUUAUUGAUGUGCAGAAGGCUACUGGUACAAGUUUGGAGGAUGACCCUCUUCAGUUGGCUUUGACAAAGGUAGAUGUGGAUUGUAACUCCUACUACCUUAGAGCCGUUACCAAGUGA
Messenger RNA from Humulus lupulus (European hop), 495 nucleotides. RefSeq lists its product as uncharacterized. NCBI's taxonomy places the organism in Eukaryota, Viridiplantae, Streptophyta, Magnoliopsida, Rosales, Cannabaceae. The record is from RefSeq and is a predicted model, not a curated record. Bases 1 to 495 code for a protein of 164 amino acids. The transcript has 3 exons.